Molecule: messenger RNA, 1467 nt
Organism: Pleurotus ostreatus (oyster mushroom)
Lineage: Eukaryota; Fungi; Basidiomycota; Agaricomycetes; Agaricales; Pleurotaceae
Exons: 17
Coding region: 1-1467 (488 amino acids)
Biological process (GO): transmembrane transport
Cellular component (GO): membrane
Molecular function (GO): transmembrane transporter activity
Source: RefSeq, a predicted model, not a curated record
AUGGCUGAUAAACGAUCAUCUGCGUCGACGUUAGACAAGGAAGCCUCUGUCCGGGUUGAGGAACUGAAGAGAACACCGAUUUACAACGCUCAUGUCGAUACGAGUGGAGUGGACGAGCGCAAGCUCAUGAGGAAAAUAGACCUCCGUCUCAUUCCAUGGUUGUCUUUUUUGUAUCUACUCAGUUUCCUUGAUCGAACUUCAAUCGGAAAUGCAAAGUUGUAUCACUUGAAAGAUGAUCUCCACUUGAACGAUACACAAUACCUGCUCUCUCUUACAAUAUUCUUCUUCUCUUACGCAAUAUUCGAAGUUCCCUCCAAUGUUUUCCUGAAGCGAUUGCGCCCAUCUAUAUGGUUGUCAGCACUCAUGUUCCUGUGGGGCAUCAUGAUGCUAGAUCUGACAGCGGUCGGAAAGACUGUACAAGGUCUCGUCCAUAACUACGGAGGUCUCCUGGGCAUGCGGUGGAUGUUGGGAGUGUUCGAGGCUGGUCUGUUUCCAGGCGUGAAUUAUUAUCUUUCCUGUUGGUACAAGCGAUCUGAAUUCGGCUUGCGUGCCGCCCUAUUCUUCUCAGCCGCGACAGUAUCGGGUGCUUUCGGUGGUUUGCUUGCAGCAGCUAUAUCCAACAUGGAAGGCAUCGGGGGCAAACCAGCGUGGGCGUGGAUAUUUAUUUUAGAAGGCCUAGCCACCGUCGUCGCAGGCAUUGUGUCUUUCUGGAUUAUCCAGGACUUCCCCGACACCGCGAAGUUCCUCUCAGAGGCUGAACGCACGGUCGUCGUACGCCGGCUGCAAGGGGACGACCAGUUCAGUGCCGCUGGGGAGAAACUUCGCUGGAAGUACAUCUGGCAGAGUCUUCUGGAUUGGAAGACUACAUCCGUCAAUGCCUCCGUUAAAGUGAUGGUCUACGCCGGAAGUGAUAUGCCUCUGUACGCGUUCUCGCUAUUCUUGCCCAGCAUCAUCAAUCAGUUCUACUGUCAUUCACACAUCGUGCGCGAGAUAGGGGGUGCCGGCUACAUCAUCCUUAUCGCUUCUCAGAAUGCCGCGUUAUCUUACUUCGCCGUAUACUUGGCUACAUGUGGGAUAUACCCUGUAAUCCCCAAUACUAUUGCGUGGGUUUCGAACAAUGUCGAAGGGUCUUACAAGCGAAGCGUCUCUCUUGCCAUGACCAUCAGUUUCGGGAACAUCAAUGGAGCUGUCAGCUCUAACGUAUAUCGCGAUGUCGACAAGCCAUGGUACCGCCUCGGCCAUGGCCUAGUGCUCAUGUACAUUGGCUUUGGGAUUGUGUUCUCUGUGAUCUACCGCGUGCUACUCAAAGCUGAGAAUGAACGGCGCGAUCGUGGCGAGCGUAACGAGAUCAUCGGAGACACGAAUACCGAUGGGCCUGUAAACGAAAAGAAUGGGAUUUACCCGACGGUGGACGAGGCGAAGAGAGACAAAGGCGAUAGUUGGAGUGGAUAUCGCUACACUUUGUAA